AUGCAGCAUCUACCACCGCCGGCACAGUGGCGACUUGGUCGCUCGACAAUCAACGCUGCCAGUUAUUCCGUCACCGUAGCUACUCUCUUUUCCAUUCCAAAACCCACUACCAUUGCUUUGCACCGUUACCUUCUUUUUAACUCACAAUGCACCAAGACCGAGUCACCUCAGGAAGAAGAUGAUGAUUUUGUUAUUCCGUCUCUUGUUUAUUGGGUCGAAUCUCCGAAUCAGAGGCUUGUUGAACUCGAACCCCGUAAACAACUUCGACAAUCUCUCUACGACACUGCUGAGCGGAUUCUUAAUAGACGAUUUUCUUCACCUGAACAAGUAAAUCAAGCUCUUAAUGAUUGUGGUUUAACUUUGUCAGAUAGUAUAGUACAUCAAUUUUUGAUGCGAUUUAGCAAUGAGUGGGUCUUGGCUUUCGAUUUUUUCAUUUGGGCUGAAACACAAACAGAUUAUAGGCAUUCCCCGGAAUCGUACAACUUAAUGGUUGAUAUCUUGGGGAAAGCAAGAAAGUUUCAGCUUUUGUGGGGAUUGAUCGAGGAAAUGAACCGUUUGGAUGGGUACUUUUCGUUGGUCACAAUGACAAAGGUCAUUGGGAGACUUGCAGGAGCUCGCUUGUAUAAGGAAGCCAUAGAUGUUUUAAGGGGAAUUGAGAGAUUUGGCAUAAGCAAAGACAUCACAUCGUUGAAUAUUCUUAUGGAUUCAUUGGUCAAGAGGAAUGGCGUUAAGCAUGCUCAUGAGGUUUUCUUGGAGUUUAAGGAUUCAAUACCAAUGUGA
Humulus lupulus (European hop) is the source of this 780-nucleotide messenger RNA. Its product is annotated as pentatricopeptide repeat-containing protein At3g22670, mitochondrial-like. Bases 1 to 780 code for a protein of 259 amino acids. Lineage: Eukaryota; Viridiplantae; Streptophyta; Magnoliopsida; Rosales; Cannabaceae. Gene Ontology annotation, biological process: RNA splicing. Gene Ontology annotation, molecular function: protein binding. The transcript has 2 exons. The record is from RefSeq and is a predicted model, not a curated record.